Protopterus annectens (West African lungfish) is the source of this 1005-nucleotide messenger RNA. Its product is annotated as trace amine-associated receptor 5-like. Gene Ontology annotation, molecular function: trace-amine receptor activity. The record is from RefSeq and is a predicted model, not a curated record. The transcript has a single exon. Bases 1 to 1005 code for a protein of 334 amino acids. Gene Ontology annotation, cellular component: membrane. Gene Ontology annotation, biological process: G protein-coupled receptor signaling pathway. Lineage: Eukaryota; Metazoa; Chordata; Ceratodontiformes; Protopteridae.
AUGAAUUCCACUCAGUUUUGUUACGAAUAUGCUGUUGGAUCUUGCAUCAAGCCAUCAAGAUCGACAGUUUCAAGAAUGGUCCUCUACAGUAGUUGUGUCUUACUAAUGCUCGUUACAAUUAUGGGAAACCUCGCAGUAGUGAUGACAGUCUCACAUUUCAAAGUACUGCAUUCUCCAACCAAUUUUCUGUCUUUGUCUUUAGCUGUUGCUGAUUUUUUUAUAGGAAUGAUUGUACUGCCUUUUAGCUCUAUUAAGUCUGUGGAUGGUUGCUGGUACUUUGGUAAAAUAUUUUGUACAGUUCACUCUGGGUUUGAUAUGUGUUUAUGCUUGACCUCAAUUUUUCACUUAAGCUGCAUUUCAGUUGAUCGAUAUUAUGCCAUAUGUGAUCCAUUACUUUACCCAACAAAAUUUACAGUUCCUGUUGCAGUUUGCUUCAUUACGGUAUGCUGGAUUCUUGCUGUUGUUUACUCUUAUGGACUUCUUUUUUCAAGUACCAUUGAAGACAAAAUGGAGAAACUGGUUCAAGAACUGCCAUGUUUUGGUAGCUGUCAACCUGCAUUUAUGAGGUUAUGGGGAUGGCUAAAUUUCUCCAUAUUUUUUAUUCCAUGUGUUCUUAUGCUAGGACUAUAUUUGAGAAUUUUUUUGGUUGCAAUGAAACAAUCUAAAAUGAUAAAUGUCAUGUCAGCCAAUAGCCAGUGUCUUAAGAAUAGUGGGUCAGCUAAAAGAGAACAAAAAGCAGCAAAAACAUUAGGCAUAGCUGUUGGUGUCUAUUUAUUAUGUUGGCUACCAUUCAUAAUACACACCACACUGGAUACUUAUUUUAAUUUUAUUACACCACCACUCUUAGCAGAUGUCUUUAACUGGCUGACAUAUAUCAAUUCUGCAUGCAAUCCUAUAAUUUAUGGAUUUUUUUAUCCUUGGUUUAGAAAGGCAUUAAAACUUAUUGUUACAGGGGAGAUAUUUUGUCAAGGCUCUUCAACAAUAAACCUAUAUCAAAAGAAAUAA